Siniperca chuatsi (mandarin fish) is the source of this 5123-nucleotide messenger RNA. It is a transcript of the gene tnk2a, whose product is annotated as tyrosine kinase, non-receptor, 2a. The record is from RefSeq and is a predicted model, not a curated record. Gene Ontology annotation, biological process: signal transduction; protein phosphorylation. Gene Ontology annotation, molecular function: protein binding; ATP binding; protein serine/threonine/tyrosine kinase activity. Bases 665 to 3805 code for a protein of 1046 amino acids. The transcript is spliced from 20 exons. Lineage: Eukaryota; Metazoa; Chordata; Actinopteri; Centrarchiformes; Sinipercidae.
UAUUUGCAUUCUUUACAAAUGUUAUGCUUGUUUGGGUUGAUGUCAGGCUAAGCUGCUGCGGUACUAUCUGCAUGUCGGCAUCUAUCAAAUGCAUGCUGGGAACCGUCUUCCUGUUAUUUCUCUUUGGCCUGACCAUUCAUCCAUUUACCCAUCCGUCUGUCCACCCAUUUGUAUCUACAUUUAUCCCCUCCUUCCUCCACGAUCUCCCUCUCCCUCCCUCGCAUCCUCUUGUUAGAGCUGCUGAAUUAUUUAACAUCAGACAGUGGGCUCGGCUCGAGAGGGAGAGCUAGAGAGAGGAGAGGAGGAGGGAGGAAAAAGAUGGAGAGAGAAAGGGAAGUAUGGAGGUGUCCAACGCUGCAGGAAGCCGUGAGUCAGCAGGGAGAGAAAGAACCAGUGGGAGGGAAGACAGAGAGGGUUUAUAGAUAGCUUUAGGUGAUACGGCUGGAGAGAGUGGCGUCAAAUGCCUCCUGGUGCGUUUGUGUAUGUGCGUGUGCAUGCGCCUAUCGAUUGAGCAGAGAAGGUCACGGAGCCGAGAGGAGAUUAGCAAACUAGACUCAGAGAGGCAGAGCUAAUGCCUCCUCUGAACAGCCGCUAGACAGAAAAAGGAGAGGCAAAAAAAAAAGGAGAGAGAGACAAGGCGAAGGACGAGAAGAGCUACUACAGUAUGGGGGAGAGCUACAUGUACCAGCGACUCCCCUACACCAGAGGAGAGGAGGAGGGGGAGGAUGAAGACGAAGAGGAGAGAGACGGGAGGAUCAGAGAAAGUGUCGGGGGACAAAUGAUGCAGUGUGAGGAGGGGACCGAGUGGCUGCUGGAGUUGCUGACAGAUGUGCAGCUGCAGCAGUACUUCCUGCGGAUCCGUGAUGAGCUCAAUGUCACGCGACUCUCCCACUUCGACUACGUCAAGAAUGAAGACCUGGAAAAGAUCGGCAUGGGUCGCCCGGGUCAGAGGAGGCUUUGGGAGGCAGUCAAGAGGAGAAGAGCCCUUUAUAAGCGCAAGUCCUGGAUGAGCAAGGUGUUUCCAGUGAAACGACCCGACGCCGACCCCCAGCAGCUUCUCCCUCAGGGGGCGUCGUCCAGCACGGCACCAGCCAAUAGCGAGCCGGCAGCCUCGCUCACCUGCCUGAUCAGAGAGUCGGAGCUGCAGCUGUUCGAGCGGCUGGGAGAUGGCACAUUCGGGGUGGUGCGGAGAGGAGAGUGGACCGGACCCAACGGCAGAGUGUUGUCAGUGGCAGUGAAGUGUCUGAAGGCAGGCGUGUUGGACUCAGACGGUCUGGACGAUUUCAUCAGAGAGGUGAACGCCAUGCAUUCACUGAGCCACCAGAACCUCAUCCGCCUGUAUGGCAUCGUCCUCACACAGCCCAUGAAGAUGGUGGCUGAGCUGGCCCCUCUGGGUUCCCUGUUGGAUCGUCUGAGAAAGCGUCAGGGUCACAUCCUCAUCAUCCAUCUGUGUAACUACGCUGUGCAGGUGGCGUGUGGUAUGACCUACUUGGAGCAGAAGCGUUUCCUGCACAGGGACCUGGCUGCCCGCAACGUUCUGCUGUCCACCAAUGAAACGGUAAAGAUCGGAGACUUUGGCCUGAUGAGGGCGCUACCAACACACACCGACCAAUACAUCAUGGAGGAAGGCCACAAAAUCCCUUUCCCAUGGUGUGCUCCGGAGUCUCUGAAGUCUCGUACUUUCUCUCAUGCGUCUGACACCUGGAUGUUUGGGGUCACUCUGUGGGAGAUGUUCACCCACGGACAGGAGCCGUGGCUGGGCCUUAAUGGGAGCCAGAUCCUCCACAAGGUGGACGUGGAGGCCGAGAGGCUGUGUAAACCAGACGACUGUCCUCAGGACAUUUACAACGUCAUGCUGCAGUGCUGGAGCCCCAAACCGGAGGACAGACCGACCUUCGUCGCCCUCAGAGACUUCCUGCUCGAGACCAUGCCUACAGAUAUGAGAGCGCUGCAGGACUUUGAGGAGGAAGACAAGCUCCAGAUUAAAAUGAACGAUGUCAUCACCAUCAUAGAGGGAAGGGCAGAGCACUACUGGUGGCGAGGUCAGAACAGGGGGACACUGCGUGUCGGUCAGUUUCCUCGCCACGUGGUGACGUCGGUCGCCGGUCUGUCCGCCCACGACAUCAGCCGACCGCUCAAACACUCCUUCAUCCACACUGGACACGGAGACACGGACCCUCACAGGAGCUGGGGACACGCAGAUCGCAUCGACAGUCUGUAUUUGGGGAACCCCAUGGACCCUCCUGAUGUCCUUGGGAUGGACUCAGGCACCUCGAGGCCGACCAAACUCCCCAACCGUGCCAAGAAGCAACCUCCUCCUCGCCCACCCCAGCCUGCCGUUCUGCUGAAGAAGCCGUUCUACGACUCUGUGAUGGACGAUUACGACGACGAUGACGACACCAGCGCCUCGUCGGGGCUGAAGAAGCUGGGAGUGUCCCUGGGUCUGAAGCUCCGACCGUGGGAGGGGUCCGGCGUGCGCUCGGCCAAAAGCGAGGUGUCGCUCAUCGACUUCACUGAUGACAGCUUCAGCUCGACCACGCCCUCGCCGCUCACUGAGACGCGGCAGCCAGAUGAGGACACACUGAAGGACACUCCGUCCAUCCUGGACUGGCCUCUCCCUCUGCCAGCUUACGACGAGGUUACCACGGAGCUGGAGGACCAAUCAGAGGACCAGGAAGUGCGGUCUAUCAACAAGGGAUUGACUGAAGAGACCGCGGUAACGGCCAGCGCCACUACGGCAGGCAGGAGCGAGUCGCAGUCAGCUGACCUCUUCCAAGAACUACAGAGAGAGGUGAUGGUGAAGCUGCAGGUUCCCAUGGCAACGGGCCGCUCCCUCCCCUCCUCCCCCCUCCCUAUGCCCCUGGCUCCUUUGGGCCCCCACCGACAGAUCUGCCUGCCUCCUCCCUCCCCCUCAUCCACCUGCUCCUUCACCUCCUGCUUUGAGGACCGGCCGGUGCUGCCUCCUCGCAGCCCCGUCCCCCCGCUGCGUCCCUCCAGACACAACCUCUCCGCCCGCACCAACCACCCGCAGGCGCGCUCCAGCUCCAUCUCCCUGGGUGACCAGGAGGACACACCUCCUCAGAUCCCACCCAGAGACCACGCCUUCUCUCAGCCGGGCUCCCGCUCCUCCUCUCCCCUCCCACUGGUGCCGCCACUAUCCUCCUCCCCUGUGUCCCUGCCUCCUCCUCCCAUCUCUGUCUCCCCACGCCGGGCGUCUGGACUUCUGGGUCCCCUUCUGUCCUCCAACUCGUCCACCUCCUCCCCGCCUCAAGCCACAUCACAUUCCUCACGGCUCGCAGCUCGUGGUUCCUCCUACUCAUCCAGCUCCUUACUGGAUCCUCUCGCCUGUCGUGAGGGGCGUGGCCUUUCCUCACUGAUUGACAGCUCCCAGAGCUCUGCACCCGCCCCACUGCCUGACCGACCAGCUUUUCUGGAAAGAUACGGCGCAGCCAAUAUGGCGGCAGUCAAACCCAUGAUGCAGCAGCCCGGCGGAGCCAAACCAAAUUCCUCCUACAACAACAACAACGGGCGAACUGCAGCUCCCAGCAGGCAACAGGAGCAGAGCAUCACACAGGUCCAAGGAGCAGUACACGGUGUCACGCUGGAGGAGUGUCAGGCAGCUCUGCAGAGUCACAACUGGAGCAUCCCUCAGGCCAUAAAUCAUUUGAAGGUGGAGCAGUUGUUUCGUCUGGGUCUGCGGUCAAGAGCUGAGUGUGAGGAGCUUCUGCAGCGCUGCCUGUGGAACCUAGAAGAGGCCAGCACGCUCAUGCUGGACACAUACGGACCACAUCGAAACAUGAAGUGACAGCAGGAGGAUACACUGAGCAGUAAUCAACUACUGAAGAGCUCCUUCGGAUCAACACGGCAGCAUUGAACCUCUUUUUUUAAUUAAUGGAGGAGCAUAAGGCAGUAUACGUGCCUCACUAAAUGUACUGUGAAUACCUGCUACUACGUGUGUCAUACACCUGCAUGGUCAUUAUUAGCAAACAGAGCAGCUUGUUGAAUGAGUCACAACAGUUGCUAUUUAUGUUUUUUUAUUAUUACAAUAAUGGUGAGAAUUUAUGCUGCUGUGAAUGCGUGUGUGUGUGUGAGAAUGCAUAGGCUUACAUUUAUGUACAGACACUGUAAAUGCCCAUGCCUCUUUGCUGUUAUUGAAGAGAUAUCAUAUCAGGGAAAUGUCUGCUAACGUUAUAGUUGUACUCUUAUGUUUUUAUGGAAAUGUACAGAUAGGAUGUUGUAUUGUAUAUCGCACUUUACUGAGUGUGUCGACACACAAGCGGAUAUUUUUAACUGCUGGUCAGAAGAUGAUAAACAACUUAUCUAGUUGGUGAAGAGAAUAAGAUACUGAUAUGGCCUGAUAGCAUAUCAAAUGUUAUUAAUGGAUCAUUUGUGUUUUGAACAAGGCUUUCUGGGCUUUAUAAAGGUGUUAAUUGUGAAAGGAUUAAUGGAUGGACAUUUUCAGUAUUGGUUUUCUUGCCAAAACAAAAAUGUGAAGAUAUCUACUUAUCUCCUUAUGAAUACAGGGUAUUAGGCACUGAGUUAAACCUCUGCAAAUUAGAUAUUUAAUGAAAUGGAAGUGUAGUAUUUCUUCCUAUGGGAAUUACUGCUGCAUGAUAAUCAUAAACACAUGCUGAAGUGCUUAACUGUCAUUCAGUGUGUGCAUGUGUGCUAAGUGCUGCAGGUAGUAGUUCUCGAGAACUUCAUAGUGUGUGUGUGUGUGUGUGUGUGUGUCUGCGCAUAUGUUGAUCAUAAAUAUUGUAAGCAGCUAAACAGAGAUAGAAAUGGAUAACAAAUUGUUCAUUCUUGCAGCUACUUGUAUGAUAAGAGGCCAUUAGUUAAAGGUCUCUUGUCCAAAAUACAAUUUAGACAAUAAAAUUAGGAAAAGUCAGCGAAUUUCUGUACACACAUUGUGGCAAGUGGGCAAAAAUGUUUAAAAAACUCAUGCUUCUGUGUGUUUGCGUCUGUGAGAGAAAUGCUUCCCUCUUAUGCUCAGCUGUAAGCUCUUGUAGUCACGCUGCUGUAUGUGAUGCUGACUGCAUUUUACUGUAACAUUAGAGCAGCUUGUUAAUGAAAAAUGCAAAAAUGGCCUCCACUGUUUUAUAAUAAAGUGAAAUUUGAGUCAU